AUGGGCAACAAUCUAUCGAGAGUCAACUGUGCGGAACAACUGGGACUUCAAUACCCUGAGAAGCCGCUGCAUACGAAAAAGUCACAUAAAAGAAUCGAUAAAGAUUCCAUUGGUUUUCCCACUGAUUUCAGGCACACAUAUCAUGCGGGUGGCGGUAAAAUAGGUCACAGCAAGCCAUCUGAACUUCAUUCCCAAAAGCUGAUCAUGAACUAUGCCGAGUUCUUCCAAGCAAUGACUGAAAUCUCUUCCGUGCUGAAUGACAAACAAUCUUCGUCUGAGACGAAGCAAAACAUGAGCACGGUUUUAUCGCCUACAACUACCAACGUUGUGAACAGAGAUUUGAAACGUCGGCCUUUACCCAAAUUCCCGCAUUCAUACUCAGAAAGAGCCGUCAGUGCCGUUUCUGGAACAGCAAACAAUGCACCAGUAGCAAAAUAUGAUACCAGGAAGAUCAUCAAAUCAUCGCCUUCAGUGCCUCCUGGAGAUACGAAAACUGAUGAUGAUGAUUCCAAAUGUUUGAACGCGGAUAUCUCUGAAGAAACUAACAAUCCAACGUUUUAUGGCAGUUUGGAGAGUAAAAUCAAUGCACAAGUGAAAAAGGUUCUGGAAAAACCCAAACAUACGAGAAUCAAAAAGUCCACCCUUGCAAAUGGACAGUUAAGGAAAUCAAGAAGCGAAAUUACUGCGCAACAUAGAGAACUGCAUUGUAGUGACCACAGACUUGGCAUUUAA
Molecule: messenger RNA, 732 nt
Organism: Radiomyces spectabilis
Lineage: Eukaryota; Fungi; Mucoromycota; Mucoromycetes; Mucorales; Radiomycetaceae
Exons: 6
Coding region: 1-732 (243 amino acids)
Source: RefSeq, a predicted model, not a curated record